AUGCUAGGCCCUUGUUCUUUUUAUUUUGCACACGCUAGGCCAUUCUCCCGCUUUCCAUCACCCCGCCCCAUUCUCCCGCUUUCCAUCACCCCGCCCCAUUCUCCCUCUUUCCAUCAUCCCGCCCCAUUCUCCCUUCUUCCAUCACCCCGCCCCAUUCUUUCGCUUCCCAUCGUCCCGCCCCAUUCCCCCGCUUUCCAUCACCCCUCCCCAUUCUCCCUCCUUCCAUCACCCCACCCCAUUCUCUCGCUUUCCAUCACCCCGCCCCAUUCUCCCGCUUUCCAUCACCCCGCCCCAUUUUCCCGCUUUCCAUCACUCCGCCCCAUUAUCCCUCCUUCCAUCACCCCGCCCCAUUCUCCCUCCUUCCAUCACCCCGCCCCAUUCUCCUGCUUUCCAUCACCCCGCCUCAUUCACCCGCUUCCCAUAACCCCACCCCAUUCUCCCGCUUUCCAUCACCCCGCCACAUUCUCCCACUUUCCAUCACCCCGCCCCCUUCUCUCUCCUUCGAUCACCCCGCCCCAUUCUCCCUCCUUCCAUCACCCCGCCCCAUUCUCCCGCUUUCCAUCAGCCCGCCCCAUUCUCCCGCUUUCCAUCACCCCUCCCCUUUCUCCCGCUUUCCAUCUCCCCGCCCCAUUCUCCCGCUUUCCAUCACCCCGCCCCAUUCUCCCGCUUUCUAUCACCCCGCCCCAUUCUUCCGCUUCCCAUCAUCUUGCCCCAUUCCCCCGCUUUCCAUCACCCCUCCCCAUUCUCCCUCCUUCAAUCACCCCGCCCCAUUCUCUCGCUUUCCAUCACCCCGCCCCAUUCUCCCGCUUUCCAUCACGCCGCCCCAUUCUCCCGCUUUCCAUCACCCCGCCCCAUUCUCCCUCCUUCCAUCACCCCGCCCCAUUCUCCCGCUUUCCAUCACCCCACCCCAUUCUCCCUCCUUCCAUCACCCCGCCCCAUUCUCCCUCAUUCCAUCACCCCGCCCCAUUCUCCCGCUUUCCAUCACCCAGCCCCAUUCUCCCGCUUCCCAUAACCCCACCCCAUUCUCCCACUUUCCAUCACCCCGCCACAUUUUCCCACUUUCCAUCACCCCGCCCCCUUCUCUCUCCUUCCAUCACCCCGCCCCAUUCUCCCUCCUUCCAUCACCCCGCCCCAUUCUCCCGCUUUCCAUCAGCCCGCCCCAUUCUUCCGCUUUCCAUCAUCCCGCCCCUUUCUCCCGCUUUCCAUCUCCCCGCCCCAUUCUCGCGCUUUCCAUCACCCCGCCCCAUUCUCCCGCUUUCCAUCACCCCGCCCCAUUCUUCCGCUUCCCAUCAUCCCGCCCCAUUCCACCGCUUUCCAUCACCCCUCCCCAUUCUCCCUCCUUCCAUCACCCCCCCGCCCCAUUCUCUCGCUUUCCAUCACCCCGCCCCUUUCUCCCGCUUUCCAUCUCCCCGCCCCAUUCUCCCGCUUUCCAUCACCCCACCCCAUUCUCCCGCUUUCCAUCACCCCGCCCCAUUCUUCCGCUUCCCAUCAUCCCGCCCCUUUUCCCCGCUUUCCAUCACCCCUCCCCAUUCUUCCUCCUACCAUCACCCCGCCCCAUUCUCCCGCUUUCCAUCACCCUGCCCCAUUCUCCCUCCUUCCAUCACCCUGCCCCAUUCUCUCGCUUUCCAUCACCCCGCCCCAUUCUCCCACUUUCCAUCACGCCGCCCCAUUCUCCCGCUUUCCAUCACCCCGCCCCAUUCUCCCUCCUUCCAUCACCCCGCCCCAUUCCCGCCCCAUUCUCCCGCUUUCCAUCACCCCGCCCCAUUCUCCCGCUUUCCAUCUCCCCGCCCCAUUCUCCCGCUUUCCAUCACCCCGCCCCAUUCUCCCGCUUUCCAUCACCCCGCCCCAUGCUUCCGCUUCCCAUCAUCCCGCCCCAUUCCCCCGCUUUCCAUCACCCCUCCCCAUUCUCCCUCCUUCCAUCACCCCACCCCAUUCUCUCCCUUUCCAUCACCCCGCCCCAUUCUCCCGCUUUCCAUCGACCCGCCCCAUUCUCCCGCUUUCCAUCACCCCGCCCCAAUCUCCCUCCUUCCAUCACCCCGCCCAUUCUUCCGCUUUCCAUUACCCCGCCCCAAUCCCCCUCCUUCCAUCACCCGGCCCCAUUCUCCCUCAUUCCAUCACCCCGCCCCAUUCUCCCGCUUUCCAUCACCACGCCCCAUUCUCCCGCUUCCCAUAACCCCACCCCAUUCUCCCGCUUUCCAUCACCCCGCCACAUUUUCCCACUUUCCAUCACCCCGCCCCCUUCUCUCUCCUUCCAUCACCCCGCCCCAUUCUCCCUCCUUCCAUCACCCCGCCCCAUUCUCCCGCUUUCCAUCAGCCCGCCCCAUUCUCCCGCUUUCCAUCACCCCGCCCCUUUCUCCCGCUUUCCAUCUCCCCGCCCCAUUCUCCCGCUUUCCAUCACCCCGCCCCAUUCUCCUGCUUUCCAUCACCCCGCCCCAUUCUUCCGCUUCCCAUCACCCUGCCCCAUUCCUCCACUUUCCAUCACCCCUCCCCAUUCUCCCUCCUUCCAUCACCCCGCCCCAUUCUCCCCCUUUCCAUCACCCGCCCCAUUCUCCAGCUUACCAUCACCCCGCCCCAUUCUCCCGCUUUCCAUCACCCCGCCCCAUUCUCCAGCUUUCCAUCACCCCGCCCCAUUCUCCCGCUUUCCAUCAACCCGCCCCAUUCUCCCGCUUUCCAUCACCCCGCCCCGUUCUCCUGCUUUCCAUCACCCGGCCCCAUUCUCCCGCUUUCCAUAACCCCGCCCCAUUCUCCCGCUUUCCAUCACCCCGCCCCAUUCUCCUCCUUUCCAUCACCCCGCCCCAUUCUUCCGCUUUCCAUCACCCCGCCCCAUUCACCCCGCCCCAUUCUCCCUCUUUCCAUCAACCCUCCCCAUUCUCCCGCUUUUCUUCACCCCGCCCCAUUCUCCCUCUUUCCAUCACCCCACCCCAUUCUUCCGCUUUUCAUCACCCUGCCCCAUUCUCCCUCUUUUCUUCACCCCGCCCCAUUCCCCCUCUUUCCAUCAGCCCGCCCCAUUCUCCCGCUUUUCUUCACCCCGCCCCAUUCUUCCGCUUUUCAUCACCCCGCCCCAUUCUCCCGCUUUCCAUCACCCCGCCCCAUUCUCCCGCUUUCCAUCACCCCGCCCCAUUCUCCCGCUUUCCAUCACCCCGCCCCGUUCUCCCGCUUUCCAUCACUCCGCCCCAUUCUCCCGCUUUCCAUCACCCCGCCCUAUUCUCAAGCUUUCCAUCACCCGGCCCCAUUCUCCCGCUUUCCAUCACCCCGCCCCAUUCUCCCGCUUUCCAUCACCCCGCCCCAUUCUCCAGCUUUCCAUCACCCCGCCCCAUUCUCCCGCUUUCCAUCACCCCGCCCCAUUCUCCCGCUUUCCAUCACCCCGCCCCAUUCUCCCGCAUUCCAUCACCCCGCUCCUUUCUCCCUCUUUCCAUCACCCCGCCCCAUUCUCCCGCUUUCCAUCACCCAGCCCCAUUCUCCCGCUUUCCAUCACCCCACCCCAUUCUCCAACUUUCAUCACCCCGCCCCAUUCUCCCUCUUUUCAUCACCCCGCCCCAUUCUCCCUCUUUCCACCACCCCGCCCCAUUCUCCCCCUUUCCAUCACCCCGGCCCAUUCUCCCUAUUUCCAUCACCCCGCUCCAUUCUCCCACUUUCCAUCACCCCGCCCCAUUCCUUCGCUUUCCGUCACCCCGCCCCAUUCUCCCGCUUUCCAUCACCCCGCCCCAUUCUCCCUCUUUCCAUCACCCCGCCCCAGUCUCCCUCUUUUCAUCACCCCGCCCCAUUCUCCCUAUUUCCAUCACCCUGCCCCAUGCUCCCUCUUUCCAUCACCCCGCCCCAUCCUCCCUAUUUCCAUCACCCCGCCCCAUUCUUCCGCUUUCCAUCACCCCGCCCCAUUCUCCCGCUUUCCAUCAACCCGCCCAAUUCUCCCGCUUUCCAUCACCCCGCCCCAUUCUCCCGCUUUCCAUCACCCCACCCCAUUCUCCCGCUUUCCAUCACCCCGCCCCAUUCUCCCGCUUUCCAUCACCCCGCCCCAUUCUCCCGCUUUCCAUCACCCCGCCCCAUUCUUCCGCUUUCCAUCACCCCGCCCCAUUCACCCCGCCCCAUUCUCCCUCUUUCCAUCAACCCGCCCCAUUCUCCCGCUUUUCUUCACCCCGCCCCAUUCUCCCUCUUUCCAUCACCCCACCCCAUUAUUCCGUUGUUCAUCACCCUGCCCCAUUCUCCCUCUUUCCAUCACCCCGCCCCAUUCCCCCUCUUUCCAUCAGCUGGCCCCAUUCUCCCGCUUUUCUUCACCCCGCCCCAUUCUUCCGCUUUUCAUCACCCCGCCCCAUUCUCCCGCUUUCCAUCACCCCGCCCCAUUCUCCCUCUUUCCAUCACCCCGCCCCAGUCUCCCUCUUUUUAUCACCCCGCCCAAUUCUCCCUAUUUCCAUCACCCUGCCCCAUGCUCCCUCUUUCCAUCACCCCGCCCCAUCCUCCCUGUUUCCAUCACCCCGCCCCAUUCUUCCGCUUUCCAUCACCCCGCCCCAUUCUCCAGCUUACCAUCACCCCGCCCCAUUCUCCCGCUUUCCAUCACCCCGCCCCAUUCUCCAGCUUUCCAUAACCCCGCCCCAUUCUCCCGCUUUCCAUCAACCCGCCCAAUUCUCCCGCGUUCCAUCACCCCGCCCCAUUCUCCCGCUUUCUAUCAUCCCGCCCCAUUCUCCCGCUUUCCAUCACCUCGCCCUAUUCUCCCGCUUUCCACCACCCUGCCCCAUUCUCCCGCUUUCCAUCACCCUGCCCCAUUCUCCCGCUUUCCAUCACCCCGCCCCAUUCUCCCGCUUUCCAUCACCCCGCCCCAUUCUCCCGCUUUCCAUCACCCUCCCCAUUUUCAAGCUUUCCAUCACCCCGCCCCAUUCUCCUGCUUUCCAUCACCCCGCCCCAUUCUCCCGCUUUCCAUCACCUCGCCCCAUUCUCCCGCUUUUCAUCACCCCGCCCCAUUCUCCCGCUUUCCAUCACCCCGGCCCAUUCUCCCGUUUUCCAUCACCCCGCCCCAUUCUCCUGCUUUCCAUCACCCCGCCCUAUUCUCCCGCUUUCCAUCACCCCGCCCCAUUCUCCCGCUUUCCAUCACCCCGUCCCAUUCUCCCUCUUUUCAUCACCCCGCCCCAUUCUCCCUCUUUCCACCACCCCGCCCCAUUCUCCCGCCUUCCAUCACCCCGGCCCAUUCUCCCUAUUUCCAUCACCCCGCUCCAUUCUCCCACUUUCCAUCACCCCGCCCCAUUCUCCCGCUUUCCGUCACCCCGCCCCAGUCUCCCUCCUUCCAUCACCCCGCCCCAUUCUCCCUAUUUCCAUCACCCUGCCCCAUGCUCCCUCUUUCCAUCACCCCGCCCCAUUCUUCCGCUUUCCAUCACCCCGCCCCAUUCUCCAGCUUACCAUUCCCCCGCCCCAUUCUCCCGCUUUCCAUCACCCCGCCCCAUUCUCCCGCUUUCCAUCACCCCGCCCCAUUCUCCCGCUUUCCAUCAACCCGCCCAAUUCUCCCGCUUUCCAUCACCCCGCCCCAUUCUCCCGCUUUCCAUCUCCCCGCCCCAUUCUCCCGCUUUCCAUCACCCCGCCCCAUUCUCCCGCUUUCCAUCACCCCGCCCCAUUCUCCCGCUUUCCAUCACCCUGCCCCAUUCUUCCGCUUUCCAUCACCCCGCCCCAUUCACCCCGCCCCAUUCUCCCCCUUGCCAUCAACCCGCCCCAUUCUCCCGCUUUUCUUCACCCCGCCCCAUUCUCCCUCUUUCCAUCACCCCACCCCAUUCUUCCGCUUUUCAUCACCCUGCCCCAUUCUCCCUCUUUCCUUCACCCCGCCCCAUUCCCCCUCUUUCCAUCACCCCGACCCAUUCUCCCGCUUUCCAUCACCCCGCCCCAUUCUCCCUCUUUCCAUCACCCCGCCCCAGUCUCCCUCUUUCCAUCACCCCGCCCCAUUCUCCCUAUUUCCAUCACCCUGCCCCAUGCUCCCUCUUUCCAUCACCCCGCCCCAUUCUUCCGCUUUCCAUCACCCCGCCCCAUUCUCCAGCUUACCAUCACCCCGCCCCAUUCUCCCGCUUUCCAUCACCCCGCCCCAUUCUCCCGCUUUCCAUCACCCCGCCCUAUUCUCCCGCUUUCCAUCAACCCGCCCAAUUCUCCCGCUUUCCAUCACCCCGCCCCAUUCUCCCGCUUUCCAUCACCCCACCCCAUUCUCCCGCUUUCCAUCACCCCGCCCCAUUCUCCCGCUUUCCAUCACCUUGCCCCAUUCUCCCGCUUUCCAUCACCCUGCCCCAUUCUUCCGCUUUCCAUCACCCCGCCCCAUUCACCCCGCCCCAUUCUCCCUCUUUCCAUCAACCCGCCCCAUUCUCCCGCUUUUCUUCACCCCGCCCCAUUCUCCCUCUUUCCAUCACCCCACCCCAUUCUUCCGCUUUUCAUCACCCUGCCCCAUUCUCCCUCUUUCCUUCACCCCGCCCCAUUCCCCCUCUUUCCAUCAGCCCGCCCCAUUCUCCCGCUUUUCUUCACCCCGCCCCAUUCUUCCGCUUUUCAUCACCCCGCCCCAUUCUCCCGCUUUCCAUCACCCCGCCUUAUUCUCCCGCUUUCCAUCACCCCGCCCCAUUCUCCCUCUUUCCAUCACCCCGCCCCGUUCUCCCGCUUUCCAUCACUCCGCCCCAUUCUUCCGCUUUUCAUCACCCCGCCCCAUUCUCCCGCUUUCCAUCACCCCGCCCUAUUCUCAAGCUUUCCAUCACCCGGCCCCAUUCUCCCGCUUUCCAUCACCCCGCCCCAUUCUCCCGCUUUCCAUCAACCCGCCCCAUUCUCCCGCUUCCCAUAACCCCAACCCAUUCUCCCGCUUUCCAUCACCCCGCCACAUUUUCCCACUUUCCAUCACCCCGCCCCCUUCUCUCUCCUUCCAUCACCCCGCCCCCUUCUCCUUCCUUCCAUCACCCCGCCCCAUUCUCCCGCUUUCCAUCAGCCCGCCCCAUUCUCCCGCUUUCUAUAACCCCGCCCCAUUCUCCCGCUUUCCAUCACCCCGCCCCAUUCUCCCGCUUUCCAUCACUCCGCCCCAUUCUCCCGCUUUCCAUCACCCCGACCCAUUCUCCCACUUUCCAUCACCCCGCCCCCUUCUCCCUCCUUUCAUCACCCUGCCCCAUUCUCCCGCCUUCCAUCACCCCGCCCCAUUCUCCCGCUUUCCAUCACCCCGCCCCAUUCUCCCGCUUUCCAUCACCCCGCCUCAUUCUCCCGCUUUCCAUCACCCCGCCCCAUUCUCCCGCUUUCCAUCAUCCCGCCCCAUUCUCCCGCUUUCCAUCAUCCCGCCCCAUUCUCCCUCCUUCCAUCACCCCGCCCCAUUCUCCCGCUUUCCAUCACUCCGCCCCAUUCUCCCUCCUUCCAUCACCCCGCCCCAUUCUCCCUUCUUCCAUCACCCCGCCCCAUUCUCCCGCUUUCCAUCACCCCGCCCCAUUCUCCCGCUUCCCAUAA
Closterium sp. NIES-65 is the source of this 7434-nucleotide messenger RNA. The record is from the annotation of a GenBank genome assembly. NCBI's taxonomy places the organism in Eukaryota, Viridiplantae, Streptophyta, Zygnematophyceae, Desmidiales, Closteriaceae.